Molecule: messenger RNA, 3170 nt
Organism: Puntigrus tetrazona (Sumatra barb)
Lineage: Eukaryota; Metazoa; Chordata; Actinopteri; Cypriniformes; Cyprinidae
Gene: slc35f3b
Product: solute carrier family 35 member F3b
Cellular component (GO): membrane
Source: RefSeq, a predicted model, not a curated record
AUGUACGGAGAUGGAGACCGGCUGACCCCGCGGAGGGACUGCAUGUGUUACCUGGGACCCCCGACCACCUUGAUGCCCAUCGGAAUGCGCAAAUCCCCCGAGGUGAGUCCCAGAAGGCUGUCCGACAUCAGCCCCCAACUCCGCCAGCUCAAGUACCUGGUGGUGGAUGAAUCGAUUAAAGAGGACCUGAAGUCAUCUCGAUCAGUUGAGGACAUCAACAGCGCGUCCAUCGAGGAGAGGAUCUUGAGAAUCACCGGCUAUUAUGGCUACCAGCCGUGGAAUGCCGUGUAUAAGAGGGAGGACCGGCCGAGGGAGAACAUCGUGGGCACUGCCGAUGGACAGGCGAUGGUGGGCGGAGCAGGGGCGGAGUCAGGGACCGGAAGGCAGAAAUUAAACUGCUGUGUGCGAGUGACAGCCGUCCAAGUGCGAAAAGCAAUAUGGGGCGUGGCCAUGGUGAUGUGCGUGUGCUCGUCGUGGGCAGGCUCCACCCAGCUGGCCAAACUGACCUUCAAGCAGUACGACGCGCCUUUCACUCUCACGUGGUUCGCCACCACGUGGAACUGCCUCUUCUUUCCUCUGUACUACAUCGGACAUCUGUGCAAGAGUCCUGAGAGACAGACACCAAAACAGAGGUUUAGAGAGUGCUGUCGGUUCUUCGGGGACGAUGGACUGACGGCGAAGGUGUUCUUCACUAAAGUGGCUCCUUUUGGCCUGCUGUGGAUUAUGACAAACUACCUAUACCUUCAGGCUCUGAGAAAGAUCAACAGCACUGAUGUAUCGGCCCUCUUCUGCUGUAACAAAGCCUUCGUCUUUCUCCUGUCCUGGAUUGUGCUGCGGGAUCGCUUCAUGGGCGUCAGGAUUGUUGCUGCCAUUCUGGCCAUCGCUGGGAUCGUGAUGCUGACCUACGCUGAUGGCUUUCACAGUCACUCCGUUAUCGGCAUAACGCUUGUAGUGGCCUCUGCAUCUGCCUCUGCCCUCUAUAAGGUGCUUUUCAAGCUCGUCUUGGGCAGUGCCAAGUUUGGUGAGGCGGCUCUGUUUCUGACCAUUGUCGGAGGCGCAAACUUUGUCUUUAUGAGCUUUGUUCCAGUCAUACUGUACUUCACACAUGUUGAGUACUUCACAUCCAUUGUUGAUCUUCCCUGGGCCUACCUGUGUGGAGUAGCUGGACUCUUGCUAGCAUUCAAUAUUCUGGUGAAUUUUGGCAUUGCCAUUACAUACCCUACGCUGAUUUCACUUGGAAUUGUGCUGAGUGUUCCAGUCAAUGCAAUGGUGGACCUGUACACCUGUGAUAUCCACUUCAACACAGUUCGACUCAUCGCUGUGUUUAUCAUCUGUCUGGGCUUCCUGAUGCUGCUGUUACCGGAGGACUGGGAUCAGUGUUUGAUUGAGCUCGGCACCAAACUCAGAAAGCGAGAACAGCCUGUUGAGCCGGCUGAGACUGGAACCAGCUCAGGACUCAACUGGACCCGACGGGCCAGGACCUCGAUGUCCACAUUCUCCCACUGACACCCAUUUACCUUUUCGGGUUUAAAGUCCAGUGACUGGAUGAUGCUGGAAAGAGCGUUCAUUCCAUAGGCUAUAAUUCACAAUCAUACACAUUACAGCAAAAGCUUUCAGUCGUGCAAAAGAAACAUUUAUAUAUUUUUUUGCAGUUCACCCAACUGUAAGUGGAUUUGAAAAACGACUUGGGUCUUUAUUUGGAACUAAAGAGCAGGGGUCUCAAACUACAAACAUACAGGCUAUUGGGUUAAUAGUUUAUCAGUUUAUAGACUUUUUUCCCCUUUCAGUAUAAAUUGAAACUUUAAUAAAUAAAUAUUACAUUUAAAAAUAUAUUUCAAAUUAUUAUCUGUAAUUUAAUGUAUAUUAUAUAUUGUAAUUUAAUUAUGUAUAUUUCUUAUUCUCGACAUGGGUUUUACAAGCCUAAAACUUGAAUGUAAAUGAACAGAAAAGUGUGGGUUACAUGCAUCUAUAUAAAACUAGAUGGCUCUUAUUACAGUCGAUGGAGUGGUUACACUGAGAGCGCUUGUUGUGGCGUCUUCAGUAGAUGGAAGUUUCUAUUUUUGAUGCACUAUAGCUAUUUCAACCUUUUUAUUUUAUUUGGUCCGUCUGAUAUGCAGUGUAUAUAUGUAGAAUAAAAUUAUCUAUUUUAGUCAUUUUAUAUGUUUAUGUUAUUUCCGAUGUGCUACCUGUCUGUGCAAGGAGAAAAUUGAAGUAGCAGUAAUGCAAUUUCAGGCAUCAUUACUCGACUAAACAUGCGCUAGGUAUGAAGGAAAGAUGUAACUACGUAGUUAAAAUGUAAGGUCAUUUGUAUUUUUUGUAACCGUUCAACUGGCCCAAGUGGAAAAAACACCCGGUAGUUUGAGUUUGAGACCUACGCUCAAGAGACCCAAGAGACCAGAGUCCCUGCUUGUUUUUGAGAUUGUUUAACUUCCCUUCGGGGCUCAGAGAAACAAGUCUGUCACUUAUGCUCACAUUAUGACUUUCACUGGCACAAAUCACUGCCAGUGUCCAUUAGAACAUGUGCCAAACAUUAAAAAUAGACAUUAAGAACUGCAGACUUCUCGUACAACAAAGUUCUACCUUGCAACAGGUGCAUCUGAGGGAUUUCCUCUCCCAAACUGUGACUGAAGAUAUUUUGGAUAACUCGAUGGGUUUGGAGAAAAGGUGGUCCCGGAAUAGCCUCAGGAUACAGUGGUGCUGAGGUUGGCUGGGAUGCCGGAGUAGUGCAGAUGUCCAGCUGGCCUCAUACAAAGUGCAUCUGAGGUCUAGAGGGAUUUCAUCUCCUAAACUGUGAACAAAGGGGUUUAAAGACAGCAUCCAGACUGAAGCUGUACUUUUGUUUCCAUCACAUUUUUCCGAGUCACAUGCUAACCACUGUGAGGACACUUCAGGGGCAGUUUUGGCAAACUGAAAAGGCAAUCUUCCGUGAGUCGUGUUACCGUAAAGGGUGCCUUGUGUAUCCUGUGAAUGUAUGACCAUUUCUGAAAAGUGCACCCACGCUAUGUGCUCUGCAAAAAGGUGGUGACUGGAACUGAAACGCCGCCUUUACAUACACAACACAUUCUGCACUUCAUAAGACCCAGUCGCUUUUCUUGAACACUGCAUUGCAUUUUUUAAUCUUACGGACUGUUCCCUUGGAAGGGAAUUAGUUCUACAGGAAAACGCAUGCA